Acanthopagrus latus (yellowfin seabream) is the source of this 8109-nucleotide messenger RNA. RefSeq names its product Ras converting CAAX endopeptidase 1a (gene rce1a). The transcript has 8 exons. The record is from RefSeq and is a predicted model, not a curated record. Bases 192 to 1160 code for a protein of 322 amino acids. Gene Ontology annotation, biological process: CAAX-box protein processing. Gene Ontology annotation, cellular component: endoplasmic reticulum membrane. NCBI's taxonomy places the organism in Eukaryota, Metazoa, Chordata, Actinopteri, Spariformes, Sparidae. Gene Ontology annotation, molecular function: metalloendopeptidase activity.
UCAAAGAAGAAGAAAACCUCCGAAACAUGAUGACGUCGAUAUAGAGCGCCAUUAGUGGUGUUAGCUCACGGUUUGAAAAGAGGUCUGUGACACCUUCAGCCUCAUGUUAGUGGGUGGCUGAUCCUGUUAGAUGGUCCAGCGACCGGCCCGGUGCCGGUAGUUGUUUGGUUCAGUCUCCAGCAGCGGUCAUUAUGGCUGAGGAGGAGGAUUUAUCACCGAACCUUCUGACAAGGCAGACGAUUCACGGCAAUGGCGACUUCGUGCCUCCAGAUGGCUUGUGCUGGGCGUCUGUGCUGUCCUGUCUGCUGCUGGCUUGUUCUUAUGUCGGCAGUUUGUACGUGUGGAGGAGUGACCUGCCGAGGGAUCACCCCACUGUGAUAAAGAGACGCUUUACCAGUGUGUUGAUCGUGUCCGGCUUGUCGCCUCUCUUUGUGUGGGCAUGGAGAGAAUUCACAGGAAUCAGGACUGACUCAUCAUUACUAGCUCUCAUGGGGAUGAGAUUUGAAGGCAUCAUUCCUGCCAUCAUGCUUCCUCUGCUGCUCACAAUGGUCCUGUUUCUGGGCCCUCUCAUGCAGUUGGCUAUGGACUGUCCCUGGAGCUUCAUGGAUGGGAUCCGGGUGGCAUUUGACCCAUGGUUCUGGAUGUUGUGUUUCAGCGACAUGCGCUGGUUGAGGAAUCAGGUGGUGGCACCGUUAACAGAGGAGCUGGUCUUCAGAGCCUGUAUGCUACCCAUGUUAGUACCCUGUGCUGGUCCUGCCGCUGCCAUCUUCACCUGCCCCCUCUUCUUUGGAGUGGCUCACUUUCACCAUGUGAUCGAGCUGCUGAGGUUCAGACAGGGCACACUGUCAGGGAUCUUUCUCUCUGCAGUGUUCCAGUUCUCCUACACAGCAGUGUUUGGGGCUUACACUGCCUUCAUCUUCAUCAGAACAGGUCACCUGAUGGGUCCGGUGCUCUGCCACUCCUUCUGUAACUACAUGGGUUUCCCUGCCAUCAGCACAGCUUUGGAGCAUCCCCACCGCAUCACCGUCCUCUCUUCCUACUUGCUGGGGGUCCUCCUCUUCCUCCUCUUCCUCUUCCCCUUCACUGACCCCUCCUACUAUGGCCUCCCCACCCCAGUUUGCACCCUCACUUCCUCUCCCAGCUCACUCUGCCUUUCCUGAUUCCUGCCCACAAGCACUCCUCUGCUGUUGUUAUGUCACCUUCCACCCAUAAAGUGGUUGAGGGUGUUUUUUGCCACGUUAGAGUUCAGGUCAGGUCCAGUUCGGACCCACAGCACUAACAGCCACGUUGGUCAAGUUGCCAUGGAGAGGUUGGGAAAUCUGUAGCCAUAUUCUAUGGUCUAUGGGCCUUAGAUAUGUCAGUGCAUUUCCAUGACAUAUUUCAGUAGAUCAGCUGAUGCUCUUAUAUAGAGUGACUUAUUUUGAGUAGGCAGGGUUUCAUGUUGACUGUCUGGUUCGUGGCUUACACGACCACCCUGAGAACGUGGUUUAGUGUAGUUCUAACAUGUAAGAACAAGUCUCCGAAGAUACUCUUCCACUGAUAGAUCUCAUCAAUUUGUGAUGAAGCAUCAUAAUGUACCUUUUUGGUGUACUCAUUUUCCACUCAGCCUGCAUCAUCUUUUUUCUAAAGGAUAGUUCUGGUUUAUUACAACUCUGGGCUCAUUUUCAUAAUUUUGGCAGUCAUUUCUAUCUGUAAUUAUAAGCUGACAAAAUUACUGCAGAGAUCUGGAAAUGAAGUGACAAAUUAUUCUGGUCAGACAGACUUUAUACAGACCCCCAGAUUAGUGAAAGAGAGAACACCCCAAAUGGUCUGUUAUGAAUAAUAGGCUGCAUUUUAUUUGUGUUUAUUUGAUGGUAUGAUGAACUGUUUGUUCACAUCCUGAUCACCCGACUGUUUCUCGCCACUUUAACCAAUGGAAAUGACACCCCAAAAGAGUUUCCAUAUCAAGUAUGGGGUCAUGUUUGGUUAUUUAUCAAAUUUAAUAUGUAAAAUGUUACAUUAGCCUGGUAAGCUAAUGGUUACUAAUAAACAGAGAAAAAAGAAAACUAUAACUGGUAUGUAGCUGCUCUACCAAACUAGAAUAGCUAGAUAGCGUUGAUACAGAACUCAACCAAGUUGAAAUAAGAGAAAAAAUUAUACUCUGAUUAGACUUAGAAAUUGUUGCUUGCAGCAUGUUCUAUGGCUGCAUUACAUUGUGCUCUAUAGUGGCUCAAAGAGACAUUGCUUCCUCUGUCUGGGAUUGUUCAGUUGCAAACAUCCCUGCGGUAGCUACACUGGAGUACAGGAAUGUUAUUGUGAUGCUGAAAUAGGAAAAAUACAUCUUUCAGCAAAAUGGUCGCAGGAAUGCUAUCUAGAUCUCAUAUAGCUGUAAUGUUGUUGACUUGUUUUGACAGUGACAUUUCAGCUGGACUUGUUUCUUUAUUUAAAUUCAGACACCAGGACUCUGCUGUUUAAGAGAAAUGUUCUGCUGCAAUAGGUCAGCGUUUUAUAUGAUAUAUUAAUGGUUAUUUAUAUACCUCUGCAUGUUUCAGUGCUGGAAGCUUUGUUGUUGGUGGCUGAUGAUGGGAUAUUUCAACGGGGUCAAUGUUUAAAAUGCCUGAAAUAUACUCUGUGUAAGGGCACAAACACAAAUGACAAACUGGUUGUACAAACUGGUCAGAGUAACCCCUAACCCUAACCCUUUCAUGUAUUUUGGAGAAGCGGUCAGACUAAGCUGCCAUGACUAGAAACAAUAUUGUCCUCUAGUUGCUUGUACCACCUCUCAAACUAAAACUCACUCUUGUGUUUUAAGCACCCGUUUCUGAUGGUUAGCCCGUGGAAAGCCAAGAUGUGUUUUCUCUUUGAACACACAAAAUAUCUUUUUCCCCACAAAACUUUUUCUUGUUGUUCAACGAAAAAUGCAAUAAACAAAGAAGCUCUUCAAAGGAUGAGGAUUUAGGCCACUGUAAAAAGGAAAAAAGAUCUGACAUUUGAGAGAUAAAAGUCAAGCGUUUUACUUUUUUUUUUUUCUUUCUUAGUUCUAACUUUUUCCUCAGGCUAAAUUUUAACUUUGUUUCUCAUAAUUCUGACUUUUUUCAGACUGCCCUAAUCUUCUUCUGUACUUUUCUUAUGGGUUCUACUUGUUUUCUAGUAUGCAUGUGAGGAAUGUAAUGGUGUAUGCCGAACUCUAAUUGUACUGUGUAACAAAAGGGCAUCUUAUGUCCACAUCCAUGUUGUAGAGUGUAAUCUAGAGCCUGAUCCAUUCUUGUUUUUUGGGGCCUUUAAUGAUAUUGAGGCAUAAAAAGUCAGUUUAUUUGCAGUUAUCCCCCAAAUGUGGUUAUCAAACACUAUUGAAAAAGAUCUGUAACAGAGGCAGUAUAUUUACAGUCAACAAUAAAAUUCGCAGUGAAAAAUAACAUCAGUGCAUAAAUGGUAAACUUCACUGGGAAUUUUGUUAUUUAAAAUUACGCUAAACAUCUUUUACUACAUUAUAAUCUUUUAAGAAGUUUUCAUGAAAAUCAAAAUUGUUUGAUUUUACUAGAAAUAUUUUAUAAUACCCAUUUUACACUACAUUGUCAGUGUAUCAUCAGGUUUUUUAAACACUGGUAAGACUGCUAACAAUCUUCAAUGAAUUCCUUUCAAAAUGCGCACUGAAGGAGUUGCCUUUCUGUUUUUUUCCCUUGUGUGUCAAUUUCAGUGAGUAGAAAGCAGCAAAUCAUAUACUUAUAUGAAAAUAUUAUGAAACAGAAGUGUCUAAGGAAUGAGAAAUCUCUCUUCUUUCUGAUUUCUGCAGCUUGCAGGCUCAGACCACGUGCAAGCUACAAACAAUGGUUUCUUUUUUAAUAACUUCUGCAUCUCUUUCAAACUUGCCACAGACUGAACGAUGUUCAAAGCUGCUUGACAGAUGGGUGGAAAGAUAUUACCAAGCCUGAAGGGCUGUUGUGUUCACAUCACAGCUGAGCAGGAGCCGAUACUGUUGACUACUGCAAUUGACCUGAAAACAAAUCCUGAUCAUUUACAUGCACAAUGCACACAGAGGCCAGAUGUCAGCAGGUGAUAGUGGGGUUUUUGGCCAGUGUGAAAGGGUAGAACACCGCAACUCCAGAGUUUGAGUUUGUGUAACCUGAAGCAUCUAUAUUUGUGUCCUUACACAUAGUAUGUUUUGGUCUUCAAGCUGGAGAUGUAUGUUGUAUGUUGCCAGCUUCCAGCUAUUUUUGAGGAUCUUUUAUGUUGAGGUUCUAAAAUGGCAUCUAAGCUUUGUUUCACAUGCCAGCUGUUGAAAAACAGUAUGAUAGUGUAAGCAGUCUGGAAAAUGUUAAGUUAUGCACCAGGUUUAAAUCAAGAUUUCACAGCAAAUUACCUCUGCAAGAUGCAGUAUGAUGGGCCAUUAUUAAGGACAGUUUGGUUUAUUCCUUGGAGUUUAAUUUUAAGCUUCAUUUCCAGAUGAGUAGUUUAGAUGAGAUGUUAGAUGUUAGAAUUGGAGGUGGCCUUUACCAGUCCUUAGCAGUGUAGUUUUUCAUUAGAACUCAUCUUUAGCAGUGAGAAAUGAUGUUCAGAACUGCCAACUCAAGACGUCAAAAAGGUUUUCACUUCAGUGCGCUGUCACUUUUGCUCAUAAGCAACAUUUAGGUUGAGACGUUCACUGUAUUUUGCACUAGGUCUCUGCUUGUUAUCAUUCUUGUUUCUAAAGAUGAUAUCAGGGUUCAUCACUGGUUUUUUCGUUGAAAAAUCUCAUUUAAGUUUGCUUAUCCAGUGAUCGACACAUCCAGUCAGUGCUGCUGUUGUGAAGUGAACUGCACAACUAGACUGAUCAUUUUUUCGACUGACUGACUAGUUAAAGGUAUACUAUGCUGACUCCCAGAAGUGUGUGGUGGGGACAGUAUCUGCAGAAAUCCUGAACUCUGACUGCAGUUUCUUUUUUUCUUAGUUUUUUCCGUGUUCAGGGCAUUCUGGUCUUAAACCUCUGAGCAGUGUUGUGUAGCCCCUAAGCAAUGAUGUGUGCAGUGUGAGGUUGGCAUUCUGAAAAAAAUGUGACCAGGUUACAUGGUCUCUCUCCUCCUCCCUUGGGCCAUCAUAAAGAGUUGCACAUCUGUGUGUCUGUUUGGCAAAGCUGAGUGACACACACUCAAAUUGUAACCUCAGAUACAACCUCAAGAGACUUGGAUUAUGUCAAAUGAGCCUUUUUACAUUUUUCAGGCUGUUUUUGUUAAAGUUUUAAAAUGUCCCCAGCUACUUCAGUUGUUCAGCAGAAUGCUGCAACAAUUUUGUGCUGUGGAGCUUCAGAACCGUUUUGUGGACUUUCUAUGGGCACAGGUAGAUAAUGAGUGUUUUUCAAGAUUUUGGGUGAACUUGUCCUUGAAGAUGAGGUGUGGGCGUUUGUCUAGAUGCUGCUCUUUCUUUUCAUUCACUCUCUAGCUUGCUGAACCCCUGCUCUGCCUAUGUCCAUCUUGCCUGUUGAGGAGGUGAUGAAAUGACAACCUAGAAAUCCUGCCUCUCACUCCAGGUGUUGAAGUUGUUUUCGCUUCAAGUUGAUGAUAUUUGAGGUGCUUCUGAGAGUGACAAGAAGAGCUCAAAAAAGUUUAAAAAAAACACUAAGCUAUACUCAAACUGUGAAUACAAAUCUGGCUGCUUGGGUCUUCAGCAAUAAAUCCUAUAUACUCUAACAUUUUGGAUCCAUUUUAUAUGACUGAGUGAGUGAGCAGUAGAUUUGGUGGACGAAGUGGGGCCAUGUAAAUUCAAUAUUUUGGCCAGUUAAAUUAUCUUUGCAAGUCAAGUUUUCAGUUUACAAACCCUUAGGAGGUGGUGAGGUCAGGCUGAACUAUUGUGAAAAGAGUUGUACCUUACCUACCUGAAGCUACCAGCAGAGGACGUCAGAGCUCUUUGUCUGUGGCAUAGCUGCUGUCGACUCACUGAGGACCUCUUUAUUCUGUUCAUCAGCCUCUCUGACAUCCAUCAUUAGUUAGUGGAAAACCAAUUUGCUCUAACUUAUUUUUCUUAGAGCUUCUACACUGUUGUUCCACAAUAGAUGGAACUGAUGCAGUGGGGAGGAGUCAGGUGGUGAAACCCCUUUCUGAUGCUAGUUACUCAUUGAGAAGUUGGAGUUCCUUUUGCCUCCCAGGCUGUUCUCUUAGAGCUUUUCCAUUUGCUGGCUGUAGCAAGCAGCAGCAUUUCAUCACUCUUCUUUAAAUUCAGAAGCUUCUGUCGUCAUCCACGAUCAGUCUUUACAAAUAUCCUAAGCUGUUGCAAUUGUCUGUAACAGCUCAUCUCAAGAUUGAAUUGUAUUCACAUAUUACGGCAGAUUGAAACAUUUUAAGCAGCUGCAUGUCCAGUCAUUGGUUUCACUGGAAAGUUUUUGAGACCUAAUGUGAGAAAUGUUGAAAACCUGAUAUUACUUGAUUUUUAAAGCCACUCUGUGUAGAUUUUAUGUUCAUGAAAAUAUAGUAUCUUUCAUGCAAUUUCAUGCCCUGAAUAGUAUAUUCAUUUAUGGAAAAUUGAGGCUGCUCCAGACUUUGCAGGACUCUGGCCUCUAGUUUAACUAGACUGUUUAGUUUAAGUUUGGUAAACUGAUAGUAAGUGGCUAUAAUAUUAUUAUUAUUAUUAUUAUUAUUAUUAUUAUUAUUAUUAUUAUUAUUAUUAUUAUUAUUAUUAUUAUUAUAUAAAGGAUGUUCACUACACAUAGUGGCUUUAAACUUUAAGUGUUAAAAACAACAUUAAUUAAACAUCCAUUUUAGAAAUGGCCCCCAGAAAGCAAUAGGCUAUCAGCCCAAAAUACACAGUAUGUGUUUUUAUUCCUAAAGGGAAACAAUCAAUUCCUGCAGAAUUAAGAGACACAUUUCUUUCUUCAUCCUGCUCAGAAAUACUUAAAAAGUCAAUUUAUCUUAAAUUUUUAAGUCAAAUCCCAUGUUGCCAGCUAUCCUGUGUCAAGCUUCAUAUAAACUGCUGGUGGCUGCAUUUUCUAUUAACCAUUCUUUUCUAGUUACUAAAGGCACAUGGCAAGGUUGAUGGCUGUGUAUUUCUGUUUUAACCAUUGAGCCUUUUAUUCUUUUUCUUGUUAAAGGAGGCACAGCAAGCCUACGGAACAGGAUCAGACCCACUGUGAAAAAUUUUAGGUCUGACUUUUUCUUCUCAGUAUUCGGAGUUUAAAAGUGCAGUAUUUAAAAAACUGUCUACCUGUUGUAGUCAUCAAAACAAUUGGUAGACACCAUAUCACAGCAUUGAUCAGAGUAACUGCUGCCAGCUGUAGCUGCUUAGUUAGCCGUGCAAUUAGCAGCUCGCCAAACAAGGGGGGUAUUGGCGUUUACAGUGCAAAUACAGGAGCUUUGGACCAAACAGGCCAGGGCUAGCUGGUUAGUGUGCUAACUUCAGUAGACAUCUGUCUUCACAAACUGGUAAUCCUUCACAUUUUGUUGAUCCUUUUGGCAAUUUUUUUUCAUGUUUUCAAAAGAAAUUAUUAUGUAUUGCAACUUUAAAGUCAGAUUAUAUUACAUUGAUAUAUUACAUUGCUUCACCACACACAGACAGGAAGCUCUCUAGAUAUUCUAAGCAAACACCCUGUCAAUCUGAAUGCUUUGCCUUUGCCUGAUUUUGAGUUUCUGUCACUGUCCUUUAACUUUAAACACAAUGGUGGUGAAACACUAGUUUUGCCUGUAGUACUGCUGUUGAAAGAAAACACUUUUUAUUUGUUCCCAGUGUCCUCAGCCAACAAUGACACAUUGGUAUUUGCUGUCGAAAAUGCAGAACCUGCACAUCUGUAAUGUGCAGAAAAAUCAACAUACUGCAGAUUCUAUUUUUACUAAGCUUUAGCAGCUCCAUUAUUUUUAAAAUACAACACCCAGAGGAAGAAUAAUUUAAAAUGUGCAUUUUCAGAACUUGUGAAAUGUGAAUAAUGUGUCAGCAAGCUAAACAGAACUCCACAGAUGUUUAUAUUGAGCACUAUAUUUUGUAAUCAGAUCUAUUUUGGUGACCGGAACAGAGUGUACAAAUAUGUGCAUGUAUUUUAUGCUCACUGUGUCACAGUUGUACAAGUUGGAGACUACAGAACAGUGUUUUAGUAUGACAAUCUUUUACAGAAACUUUGAAAUCACUGCAAAUUAUCUAUUUGUAAAUAAAUGUCAUUUUCUACAUCGCUCA